AUGGACCUGACAGCCCAAAUAUGCUCCGCUCUACAAACUCAAAGCUUCCCGACACCUUCGGUCCCCUGGACGACAACCCUGACCUCGCGCAUCCCUACCCCUCCUCUCCCUUCUCUCAUCGCGACCGCAAAGGCACGCCUCCUCGCCUCAGACCUCACGACGGCGGGUCUCCUUGAACCCUCAUCCACCGCUUCACUUCCUACGACAAGUCCUGAGACACCCGAGGCUAUCUUACAGAACGAUGUCCCAUGCCAGGUCCUCGACGUCGAGAACCUGAGCCUCUCGCGCUGGGAGCAGGUCGAGGAGCUCGAGGCGGUGGCGAGGGGUGAGCAGAUGACUGGCCGGAGGGUCGUGAGGCUAGCUGCGACUGAAGAGGCCGAGUAUGAUAACAUCGACGAGAGCUCCGCACCCGCUGCUACCGGUCGCGGAGGAACGGCGACUCAGCAAGUGCUGCAGCAGCAGCAGCGACGAAACGCGACGCAUAGACUCGUAUUGCAAGAUCACAAAGGGCAAAAGGUAUAUGCGAUGGAGCUCCGACGCAUCGAAAGGAUCAGCAUAGGAAGCACCAACAUUGGCGAGAAGGUCAUGCUCAAAAAGGGUACUGUCAUCGCGAGGGGCACAGUGCUGCUUGAGCCGGGCAAGUGCAUAUUGCUUGGUGGGAGGAUUGACGCCUGGCAGAAAGCUUGGGUUGAGGGGAGAAUGGCGAGGUUAAAGCAGGCUGUGGAAGGUGGAAGAGAACAAUAA
Colletotrichum graminicola M1.001 is the source of this 744-nucleotide messenger RNA. Its product is annotated as RecQ mediated genome instability protein Rmi1. The transcript has a single exon. Gene Ontology annotation, cellular component: nuclear body; RecQ family helicase-topoisomerase III complex. NCBI's taxonomy places the organism in Eukaryota, Fungi, Ascomycota, Sordariomycetes, Glomerellales, Glomerellaceae. The record is from RefSeq and is a predicted model, not a curated record. Gene Ontology annotation, biological process: resolution of meiotic recombination intermediates; double-strand break repair via homologous recombination. Bases 1 to 744 code for a protein of 247 amino acids.